AUGGACGAUGCAGACUUAAAUAAUAACAUCGACGAACAGUCACAUGCUGUCGAUGGCUUAGAUCAUGACAAGGUUGGGGACAGAGGUAUCAUGAAUGACCAGAUUCAUCUCGAUCCUAGCCGUUGGUGGUUUGCGUCAGCCGCAUUUCCCAUGAUAGCUGGUACCCUGGGUCCCGUGGCUUCAGCCUUCAGUAUCUGUUCGCUUGUCAAGUAUUGGAGGCAGCAUAUUCCUCCGGGCUCUGACGUUACUAAAGCAGUGUAUGUUAAAGACCCUCUAUGGCUAACAGUAGUAAAUGCCGUCCAACUAGCCCUAGCUAUAAUUGCGAACGUGUUCCUCCUGCUGAACAUGACGAAGAGGGUGCGGUUUUCGAUUGCGCAGCCUAUAACGAUAGCUGGUUGGUACAUAUCGGCAAUAUGUCUUAUAGCCCUAUGCGCUACAGCGACUGGGCCGUUAGAUCUGCAACCGCAGAUCGAAUAUGUCUGGUCUCAAGCUUUUUAUUACGGCUUGUUUGCGGCUAUCAUCUACUUCAUAGUUGCCUCUCUUAUGGUCAUCACGGUCUGGGGCGCUCAAACCGGGCACUACGGCAAAGACUUUGAGUUGACAACUAGCCAGAGGACUUUGAUGCUUCAGACUAUCCUCUUCCUCGUGUACCUACUCUUAGGUGCUUUUGUCUUCUCUAAGAUCGAGGGCUGGAACUACCUUGAUUCUAUAUAUUGGGCGGACGUUACUCUCUUCACUGUUGGCUUCGGGGAACUAUCCCCGCAGACCCGUCUUGGACGUGGCCUUCUCGUUCCAUACGCGCUGAUUGGUGUCAUCAGCCUUGGUUUGGUAAUUGGGUCUAUCAGGAGCUUGAUUCUUGAUCGCGGCAAGCAUAGACUCGACGCGCGCAUGCUGGAGAGGCAACGAAGACUAUUAAUACGACGCGUCUUGCGGAAAGGACAUGGUGGCGUUCUUGAACCGAUUAACGACGGAGCUUCAGAAGCUUUCCCUUCGAAUGCUCGCUGGACAGAGUUUGAGCGUCGUCAAAAAGAAUUUCAACUCAUGCGCAAAGUUCAACGACAGGUAUCAUCAAAAAGAGAAAGAUGGACCGCUAUGACAGUAUCCUUAAUUACUUGGUUGCUGCUCUGGCUCGUAGGUGCCAAGAUUUUCCAAGAGUGCGAAUACCCCUAUCAAGGAUGGUCCUACUUCGACGGUUUUUAUUUCUCAUUCACAGCAUUGACAACAAUCGGAUAUGGUGACCUCACCCCAGUGUCGAACUCAGCCAAGGCCUUCUUUGUAUUCUGGUCGCUGCUCGCCUUGCCCACUAUGACUGUACUUAUAUCGAACGCGGGGGACACGAUCGUGAAGGGCAUUAAAGAUGGUACCCUUUUACUCGGAAACCUCACAAUAUUACCUGGAGAACAUGGCUUCAAGAAAGAAGUGAAGCAGUUUAUGUCAAAACUGUCCUGUGGUGUGCUGUUUAUGGACGACGAUAUCGAAGAAUCCCCCCCGGGCUUUUUAGGAGCAGCGCAUGAGCAGCACACAGACGAUGAGGAUGAGGAUGAUGAUGAUGGGGAAGAUGAAGAAAGGGCUUCCAAUUCAACUGAUAUAAACAAUGCAGAAAGCAACCGGAGAGCUCAGAAGGACGCUGAAAACGGAGAAUCACAACCAACGUCACCGCCGCUAAACACUUCAACCAAACAAACUUCUAUUAGGCCACAUCUUACACCCAAAUCUCGACCCUCCAAGAAUUCAAAGACAAAGUCACCAAGACGCUCCGCCUCCGUAGCCCGAGAAAGCCUACCUACCGAACUCCCCAAAUCCCGCGCUGAGUACCACCUCGUCCUAAUCGACGAAAUAUCCCGCGUGACUAAGCACCUGCGGCACUCGCCGCCGCGCAAAUACACCUUUAAAGAGUGGGCGUGGUACCUCCGCCUCAUCGGCGAGGACGAGAGCAGCGCCGAGAACCACCGCCGACCCGAGCACCAGCCGCCGGAGGGGCACAGCCGCAGCCGCAGCCGCAGACGUCCUCGCGCCCUCGCGGAUCGGCUGCGCGGGAGAUCCGAUACUUCCGCGAACGGAGACAAUAAUUCAACAUCCAGAGACGACGAAGAUAUCAACGGUAACUACAAAAAUGGUAGCGAAGAAGCGAGUCCCGCAGCUGAAAUACCGAAGAAGUGGAGCUGGAUCGGACACCGAAGCCCGCUCCUGGAUACCCGCGAGGAAGCGGAGUGGAUUCUAGACAAGCUAGAGCAGAAGCUUAGAGAAGAGCUGCAGGCCGUCGUUAGGGAAGGCGGGCAAGGUCAGGAUGGGCUAAGAAGAGUCAAAGAGGUAGAGUGGCAGAACAAGCAGAAGGCGUCGGGUUACUACUAA
Molecule: messenger RNA, 2352 nt
Organism: Daldinia decipiens
Lineage: Eukaryota; Fungi; Ascomycota; Sordariomycetes; Xylariales; Hypoxylaceae
Product: voltage-gated potassium channel
Exons: 4
Coding region: 1-2352 (783 amino acids)
Biological process (GO): stabilization of membrane potential; potassium ion transmembrane transport
Cellular component (GO): membrane
Molecular function (GO): potassium ion leak channel activity
Source: RefSeq, a predicted model, not a curated record